Messenger RNA from Oncorhynchus gorbuscha (pink salmon), 1096 nucleotides. RefSeq names its product GTP cyclohydrolase 2 (gene gch2). NCBI's taxonomy places the organism in Eukaryota, Metazoa, Chordata, Actinopteri, Salmoniformes, Salmonidae. Gene Ontology annotation, biological process: tetrahydrobiopterin biosynthetic process; tetrahydrofolate biosynthetic process. The transcript has 6 exons. Bases 169 to 879 code for a protein of 236 amino acids. Gene Ontology annotation, cellular component: cytoplasm. Gene Ontology annotation, molecular function: GTP binding; zinc ion binding; GTP cyclohydrolase I activity. The record is from RefSeq and is a predicted model, not a curated record.
UCUGGUAUAUAAACGGAGCGCAGGUCAGGGCCAUGGACAAUCUGCUGCUGGUCACUGCUUGGCGGACAACAAAACGACAACUAGCGUUUACAAUCAGCAACUUCUUGAGUUAAAAAGGCUGUAUAUUGUUUCUCCCUCUGUCAGAUCGAAUACCAAAAACCAGCGGCGAUGAACAGCCAUUGUAACGGGACCGGGAAGCAGCUGGUGACAGAUUUCUACUAUAAUAACGGUUUCAGUGAGUUGAGCCUCGAGACCAAGAAGACCACCGUACAGCAGCGGAAACAGCAUGAGACGUCCGGUAAAGAUGCUGAGGAUGAGUCCCGAUUACCGGCACUCGAAGCAGCGUACAGCAGCAUCUUGCGGGGUCUCGGGGAGGACACGGACCGGCAGGGGCUCCUGAGGACGCCUCUAAGAGCCGCCAAGGCAAUGCAGUUCCUUACCAAGGGAUACCACGAGGACGUGUACGACAUCCUGAAUGAUGCCAUAUUUGACGAGGACCAUGACGAGAUAGUGAUAGUAAAAGACAUUGAAAUGUUCUCUCUUUGUGAACACCACCUUGUACCCUUUUUUGGCAGGGUACAUAUCGGAUACCUGCCAAAUAAGAAGGUGGUCGGGCUUAGCAAGCUGGCUAGGAUUGUUGAGAUGUACAGUCGGAGGCUCCAAGUCCAGGAGCGUCUGACCAAGCAGAUUGCCAUGGCGAUAUCAGAAGCUCUACAGCCAGCUGGUGUGGCUGUGGUUAUAGAGGCAGCGCACAUGUGUAUGGUGAUGCGUGGGGUUCAGAAGAUGAACAGUCGAACUGUGACCAGCUGCAUGUUGGGGGUGUUCAGAGAAGAUCCAAAGACUCGAGAAGAGUUCCUACGACUCACCAAGACUGCUUAGCAACCAUCUCUGACCCCUGACCUCUAGCCCCUGCCCUGGCCCUGUAAAGCACAUGUUCUAGGGUAGAGUUCCUAAGACUACUCCAUACACCUCACAGAAGCCUUAUAUACACAAAAGGCAAUGCAGGUUAUAAUGAUGAGAGGCUAUAAUUAUGGUGCCUUCAGCUAACCUCAGCUAGAAAACCUGACAGUCUUAAAACAUGAUCUCUACUGUAUAG